AUGCUUGAGAUUUUUGUGGUGAUGGGCUUGCGCGACUCAUGCGGUGGGCCUAUACAGGACGAACAAAGCUUGAAGACGUGGUGUCUCCGGCACGGCUCUGUCCGUGAACUCCGCAAAAAGAGUGGCAAGGAUGUGCAGCGUCGUGAUUGUGCUGUCGGCUUGCUUUCGGACGACUACGACUACCGUGAGCGUGGUAUCCCGCGUGUGACUUUCAUUGGACGAAUGAAGUCCGAGAUGCACCACUCGAAAGCUCGCAACAUAACCAAUUGCUUGUUCAACGAAGGUGCUGACGGCACGUAUGUGCUGAUUCUGGAUAACGACAUGAAGCCGUAUCCGAAGCUUUUUGAUUGCGGUGCUGUCGUUCUUCUUCUCGGAAGGCGAGGCCGUCGACGGUGGAGGACUUCAGUGCAGCGACGAUAUUUCGUGGACCCAGAUGUCCGUGGCCGUGAUUGUAUCGACUCGGCAGCUCUUGCCCGCCUGAAUGCUGUGUUCUGUCGCCAAGCCUUCGACUCGAUUGGUGGCAUUCAGUACGUAGCUGCUGCUAUGGGCCAGAAGAAGCGUUGGGCAAAGGGUGGUGUGCGGAUUCUGCUGAUGCAAAAUGAGCGCGACGUCGACCCGGAUUGGCGUCCUCCGCGCGUGCCUACCCCAGGCCUGAAGCCAUCUCUUGCGUUCCCGCGCAAGAUGAUUUUUUUUGAGGCCAUCCAGGCGCGUGUGACGGGUAAGGACAAGUCAAGGGCAAGCACGGGUGCUGGUCAGAAGACGCCGUGGACAGAAAUACCGGAUGUGCUUUUCUUCUUCACGCUGCUGUUUAGUCAGCUCGUGGCACUCGUUCGUUUCUUCGAGCACGACUACGCGACGAAUCUGUGGAACUACGUGUCUGCCAUGUUCUGUGGCUUUUUCGUCAUGAGCCAGUACUACCCCAUGGUCAAGAUGAGUAUUCCCGAGUACUGCGGCUGGGGCCAUACUGCUGCCACCUUUACGGCGAAUGUGUUUGGCUCGUUGCUCGUGGUCUACAGUGUAGUCUUCGUGCAGCUAUGGUAA
Hyaloperonospora brassicae is the source of this 1041-nucleotide messenger RNA. The record is from the annotation of a GenBank genome assembly. NCBI's taxonomy places the organism in Eukaryota, Oomycota, Peronosporomycetes, Peronosporales, Peronosporaceae.